This is a messenger RNA of Ochotona curzoniae (black-lipped pika), 997 nucleotides long. Its product is annotated as sesquipedalian-1-like. Gene Ontology annotation, cellular component: recycling endosome; trans-Golgi network; early endosome. The coding region runs from base 359 to 997 and encodes 212 amino acids. Gene Ontology annotation, biological process: receptor recycling; retrograde transport, endosome to Golgi; endosome organization. The record is from RefSeq and is a predicted model, not a curated record. Lineage: Eukaryota; Metazoa; Chordata; Mammalia; Lagomorpha; Ochotonidae. The transcript is spliced from 2 exons.
UCCUCAGUGCAGUUCUCCGCCUGCCUCCUAUCGGCCAGGCGCCCCACACUCCUGCCAUCUCGCUGGAAUUCCUGACUCCUCUGGUCCACUGUCGGCGGGAGCCCCCUGCCAGGCCGAGGUGCGGCCCUGCCCUUCUCGCUGGGGGAAACCUGUCCCACCAAGGGCGCUUUCAGGAAGAACUCAGCUCGCUUUAGGACCCAGGAGGAAAUCAGUUGCUCCCCGCCUAUCCCCAGAGCAAGUUCCUGGUUUCUGAGGUGGGACAGCCACCCGGGGAGAGGUGACAUUGGUACCGGUGCCCUGUGGCCAGGCCAGACGCUCCUGUGCCUGCUCUCAGGGUCCCCUCCCGUCCUGCAGCGCCAUGAAACUGCACCGCAGGUCCGUGCUGAGCUUCUUCCAGGGGUACAGCACCCAGGCCCCAGACCAGGAGGGCCUCCUGCUCAAGAAGGGGUCCCGGAAUUCCAGCUACCAGCGCCGCUGGUUCGUCCUGCGGGGGAACCUCCUCUUCUACCUGGAGCGCCGGCAAGACCCCGCACCCCUGGGCCUUAUCCUCCUGGAGAACUGCCAGGUGCAGCCCCGCAGCAAGGCCGCAGAGCCCUAUGCCUUCAGCAUCCUGACCCCGGGGGCCGCGGAGGGCGCAGGCGGGCGGGCCUACAGGCUGGCUGCAGAGACCCAGGAGGAACUGGGGGCCUGGCUGCAGGCCCUGGCUGGGGUGAGCUGGAGGCGGCUGGCCAGGUUGCUCCCGCUGGUGGAAGCCCAGUACCGGGCACUGUGCCAGGCAGCUGGCCAAGAACCCAGCUGGCCCGACAAGGACUGCGGGUUUGCAGCCAUCACCAGCCCCACUUCCAGCUUCCUGGAGCUGCAUGAGCGCUUCGGGGCACCAAUCCGGCUGCUGCUGGGGACACACAAAGGACCCCAGAAAGCCAGGGACGAAGACAGCAGGUCCCAGGCAGAGGCGGAACAGCAGCAGGAGCCCAGCCCAUGUUUGCUGAGUGACUGA